AUGGAGCUCAAGUCCAGGGCGACCGUGUGCGCGCUCCUCGUGACGCUGCUCCUGCUCUCACACGACGGCAAUGGCGGCGGCGGCGGCGGGAGGAUGGUGGCGGAGGCCCGGGUGUGCAUGGGCAAGAGCCAGCACCGCUCGUUCCCCUGCAUCUCCGACCGCCUCUGCAGCAACGAGUGCGUCAAGGAGGAGGGCGGGUGGACCGCCGGCUACUGCCACCUCCGCUACUGCAGGUGCCAGAAGGCAUGCUAA
Messenger RNA from Miscanthus lutarioriparius, 252 nucleotides. NCBI's taxonomy places the organism in Eukaryota, Viridiplantae, Streptophyta, Magnoliopsida, Poales, Poaceae. The record is from the annotation of a GenBank genome assembly.